Symsagittifera roscoffensis is the source of this 884-nucleotide messenger RNA. RefSeq lists its product as uncharacterized. The record is from RefSeq and is a predicted model, not a curated record. Bases 269 to 814 code for a protein of 181 amino acids. Lineage: Eukaryota; Metazoa; Xenacoelomorpha; Acoela; Convolutidae. The transcript has 6 exons.
AAAUAGAGUGUUGGUUCGUAACUUCAUACAACUGCAUCCAAAAAAUGUACGCGCCAGAAUAAUUUUGCGCGAAAUACAGAAUGUGGAAGUGGAGGAUCUAGGCAUUCAAACGUUGCUCAAAGAAACCCCACUUGAUGGAUUUGAGUCCUUUUGUUUUAAUGGGUCGAAAAGCCUACACAAAAAUAGUUUCAACCACCUGAGUGACGCAGUGAGACUGGCGCUCCUGUACAAAAGAGGAGGCAUCUAUAUCGACUCGGAUGUAAUAUCAAUGAGACGGAUAGAUUUGAACUCACACUACUUUGCAAGAGCUAGUGGGGGCAUGUUCAGCUCAUCAGUGCUCAAAUCAGACACAGCGAAUGAGCGGCUACUCUAUACUGCAAUGAGAAAAGGCGUCUCUGGUUACAACUCGUACUAUUAUGGAUCUAUGUUCAAGUCAUUCCACCAGGCGGCAACCAAGUACUGCAGACAAUGGAGACCAAUGAUGCCAUCUGAAAAGAGGACGGAUCCAGGGACCAGUCUAUCAGAGUUGUACCUGAAUCCAGGCAGAGUAGAUGUUUGUGUUUCGGAUAGAAAAUGGAAGAUUUACGGUCACAAAAGUGGAGCGCUCUGUCAACAUUACGCUUCCAUUGCCGAAAGAAAUGAGGAUAAAAUCAAAAAAGACUUAGAAGAACUUGGAAAAGAAAACUGCUCAAUGUUUCACUACAUGGAAACAUACCACGGAAGAAGAAAAUCAAGUUUGUCAAAGGAAACAAACAGUCUUUUAAACAAAAUUAGGAAAAAUUUUUGUCCAAUAACUUACAAUACAUUGUACUGAUGUUUCAAUAUAUCGUAUCAUAAUUAUCACAAGUUAUCCACAUAAUUUGGAAGUAAUGAGUUAAAUAGAU